Aspergillus ruber CBS 135680 is the source of this 2110-nucleotide messenger RNA. RefSeq names its product DUF3176 domain-containing protein. The transcript has a single exon. The record is from RefSeq and is a predicted model, not a curated record. The coding region runs from base 57 to 1973 and encodes 638 amino acids. Lineage: Eukaryota; Fungi; Ascomycota; Eurotiomycetes; Eurotiales; Aspergillaceae.
AGCCUAUCCAACACCCAUAUACCGUAAACGGCUGCGGUGGGCCAAGCGUUGUCACAAUGGCAGCCAAUCCGCCACACUCGACUUUACAUGACGGCCAGAGCGAAUCUGAUCUCGAGUUCGAAAGGUUUGAAUACCUGGCCAGUCCUCGUAUGUCUGUUCCUAGGCGUGCCAGCGACACCGAAAUAGGCCUCCCAAAAACAGAUGGUAUGACUGUGCAUACACAGGACCCGCAAACAGACACUGAAACAAAGCGAUCUGGGUUCGAUUGGAGCGGCUCCUGGGCAUGGGAAAUUGGAUCUGUUACCCUAGCCGUCGUGGGCGUUGUUCUUUUGGUUGCCUUUCUUUUCAAAAUAAACAAUACCCCAUACGCGAACUGGCAAUAUACCGUGUCCCCUAAUACUGUCGUGUCAAUCAUCGUCACUAUCACCAAAGCCGCACUGCUGGUCUCGGUGUCCUCGUGUCUCGGUCAGCUGAAAUGGAACCUAUUUCAAAAUCCAGCGCCACUAUAUCAGAUGCAGCUUAUUGACCAGGCAAGCCGGGGACCCUGGGGAUCUUUGGAAGUUUUACUGAGGGGAAUAUAUGGGUCGAGAACAGGAAGUCUGACUUAUAUUGGGGCAUCUCUCACGGUUCUGGCUCUUGCAGUGGAUCCAUUUGCACAGCAAAUUUUGACGUUCCCUCCACGAACCGUUCCUGCACUGAAUGCCACUGCAUUUACCCAAACCUCACAACAAUGGUACUCCAUAGAGGGUUCCGAUCAAAGUGACGUAGAUACUGGGCUCGAGCCGACACUUCUUACUUCAAUAAUGAGAGGGCUCUUGGAGACAUAUAGUCCUCUUAGGCCUCAAUGCAAUGCAAGCUCUUGCAACUUCCCAGAGUUUGUUGCACUGGGGAUGUGUAGCAAAUGCGAGGAUGUCACAGCUCGAACAAAGCAAAAGUGUCACGCGUCAGAAAAUUCAAUAUUCUUGGAUGCUAUCGCCGAGCCCCUCAGGGCAAGCCCUACGAAUUGCAGCUACCAAACCCCGAAUAACUUCUCUUUUGAUUUUGAAGAAUUCCCCCACCCGCGCCUCUCGGGCGACAAUAUCAUAUAUGGUAUAAACCAUUGGAGUUUACGUCCAAUGGUUAUGGACCUAGCUCUUGAUAUUCGAAUCCCAACUUUUGACAUUCAGACCCCAAUUGGCUCCUUCACUGCGAUAAAUUAUACCACCGAGGUUACCUACGCUAUAUCCAACGCGACAGCCCUCCCACCAAAGCCAUCGGUAACACAAUGUGCUGUAUACUUUUGCGAGCGACAAUACACAGCGAGCUCCUACCUGUCUGGCGACCGAAAAAGUCGUCCAAUGCAUGUUGGUGAUACACAGCAGCUCAUUCCUACAGAGGCCCUUGAGGAUCCUCUUUUUACCCCAAACCGUCCUGUUCACUUUGCACCCCCGGACGGGUCCGCAACCCUAUCAAAGGACUCGUCAUACAGCAUCGAUCUUCGCACAUUCGGCCAUUUCGCAGAUACAAUGAUGAGCUUUUUCAAUAGUACAACUCAAUUCGGUGGAGCGGUAUCAACAUCAACUGUGUUGAAACUGGGAACGAUCCUGCGCAUGGAUAACCUCAACCGAUUGCUCGAUUCGAUGUCCAUCAGCGUCACUGAUACCUUCCGCAUGAAUCCCCUUGGUCACAAGAUUCCCGGGAAGGCAUUUCGAGAGGAGACAUUUAUUCAUGUCCAUUGGCCAUGGAUUAUUCUUCCGGUCAUUGUUACUCUGGGAUCAAUUGCCCUGCUUCUGGGAACUGCAAUAGGAAGUAAACACCGGAAAUCUGUGCUAUGGAAGUGUAUGGUGCUUCCGUUGUUAACAAGCCAUCUCGAUACUACACCAGAGAAUAGGAUUGCGUCUGUGCGCAGCGUGGAUGGGAUGACUGAUAUGUCGAAGAAGAUGCGCGCUGUAAUGGUACAUGAUGAAGGGCCACUUAUAUUCAAGGAAAAGUAAACAUGUGCCUGCAUGCGGCACAUAAAUGAAGAUACGAAUGUACGAGCUAUUGAGUUAAGCCAUCAAGGGAUUUAUUCUAUGUCUUUCCCAAUAUAUGAGUAAGAACAAUUCCAUGUUUUACUUAGUAACAAAACGAC